This is a messenger RNA of Neopsephotus bourkii (Bourke's parrot), 3168 nucleotides long. It is a transcript of the gene NFE2L1, whose product is annotated as NFE2 like bZIP transcription factor 1. NCBI's taxonomy places the organism in Eukaryota, Metazoa, Chordata, Aves, Psittaciformes, Psittacidae. Gene Ontology annotation, molecular function: RNA polymerase II cis-regulatory region sequence-specific DNA binding; DNA-binding transcription factor activity, RNA polymerase II-specific. The record is from RefSeq and is a predicted model, not a curated record. The transcript is spliced from 5 exons. Gene Ontology annotation, cellular component: nucleus. Gene Ontology annotation, biological process: regulation of transcription by RNA polymerase II. The coding region runs from base 25 to 2313 and encodes 762 amino acids.
CUUUCUCCCCCUCCUGCUCCAGAAAUGCUUUCUCUGAAGAAAUACUUCACCGAAGGCCUCAUCCAGUUCACCAUCCUGCUCAGCCUGAUCGGCGUGCGCGUGGACGUGGACACCUACCUGACCUCGCAGCUCCCCCCGCUCCGGGAGAUCAUCCUUGGCCAGAGCUCCGCUUACACCCAGACCCAGUUUCACAACCUGAGGAACACCUUGGACGGUUAUGGCAUCCACCCAAAGAGCGUAGACCUGGACUAUUACUUCACCGCCCGCAGGCUGCUCAACCAGGUGAGGGCCCUGGACAGGUUUCAGGUGCCCACCACCGAAGUCAGCGCCUGGCUGGUGCACAGAGACGCCGAGAGCUCCGUGGCUGGGGCUCAGCCCAGCGCCGGCAUCGCCCUAGAGAACGGCAGCGGCCUCCAGGAUGGGAGCAGCCCCGACGCCGGGGUGAGGGAGAGCGGAGCUGAGCAAGGCUUUGGGGAGGAACUGGAAGAUCUGGGAGCGGUGGCUGCCCCUGUCAAUGGCAACCUGACCAAAGAGGACAUCGAUUUGAUUGACAUCCUGUGGAGACAGGACAUCGAUCUGGGCGCCGGGCGAGAGGUGUUCGACUACAGCCACCGGCAGAAGGAGAGCGAAGUGGACAAAGAGCUGAGCGAUGGGGACGGCUGGAGGAGAGAGCUCCUGGCCAGGAACCUCUUAGUUGAUGGGGAGACCGGGGAGAGGUUCCCUGCGCAGGUGCCCGGUGCGGAGGAUCAGACAGCGCUGUCCCUGGAGGAGUGCCUUAGGCUGCUGGAGGCCACCUUCCCGUUUGGGGACAAUUCGGAGUUUCCAGCCGCGGAUGUGCCCACCCUGAGCGAAGCCGUGCCCGGCGAGAGCCGGCCCGCGGGCGGCCAGCCCGGCCUGCUCCCCCCCCUGCUCGCCGAGGCCGAGUCGCCCUUCGACCUGGAGCAGCAGUGGCAGGACCUCAUGUCCAUCAUGGAGAUGCAGGCUAUGGAAGUGAACACCACGGCCGCUGAGCCCCUGUACAACGGCACGAGCGGGGACCUGCUGGCCUCCAACUACAGCCUCGCCCCCAACACUCCCAUCAACCAGAACGUCAGCCUGCAUCAGGCCUCCCUGGGUAGCUGCUCGCAGGACUUCUCCCUCUUCAGCUCCGAGAUCGAAAGCCCCUCCAUGGCCGGCGGCUCAGCCCUGCUCCAGCUGGCGCCGGACAACUCCACCGGCCUCAACAGCACCUUCGGCUCCACCAACCUGAGCGGCAUCUUCUUCCCCCCGCAGCUCAACGGCACCGGCAAUGAGACAGCGGCCCCCGAGCUGCCCGACCCGCUGGGGGGGCUCCUGGAUGAAGCCAUGCUGGACGAGAUCAGCCUGAUGGACUUGGCCAUUGAGGAGGGCUUCAACCCGGUGCAGGCCUCGCAGCUGGAAGAGGAGUUUGACUCCGACUCAGGUCUUUCUCUGGAUUCUGGCCACAGUCCUGCUUCUCUGAGCAGCUCCGAAGCCUCCUCCUCCUCCUCCUCUUCUUCCUCCUCGUCCUCUUCCUCCUCCUCCUCGUUUUCCGAGGAAGGAGCCGUCGGCUACAGCUCCGACUCUGAAAACGUGGACUUUGAAGAAGCGGAAGGGGCGGUUGGCUACCAGCCAGAGUACAGCAAGUUCUGCCGCAUGAGCUACCAGGACCCAUCGCAGCUCCACUACCUGCCUUACCUGGAGCACGUUGGCCACAACCACACCUACAACAUGGCCCCGGGGGCCCUGGAUCCCGAGGAGCCCAAACUGCCCAGCACCGGGAAGAAGAGCAGCAAGGAGAAACCGUCCGAGUUCCUGGACAAGCAGAUGAGCAGGGACGAGCAUCGCGCCCGUGCCAUGAAGAUCCCUUUCACCAACGACAAGAUCAUCAACCUGCCCGUGGAGGAGUUCAACGAGCUCCUCUCCAAGUACCAGCUCAGCGAGGCUCAGCUCAGCCUCAUCCGCGACAUCAGGAGGCGAGGCAAGAACAAGAUGGCUGCGCAGAACUGCCGCAAGAGGAAGCUGGACACCAUCCUCAACUUGGAACGGGACGUGGAGGACUUGCAACGGGACAAGUCCAAACUGCUCAGGGAGAAAGUGGAAUUCCUUAAAUCCAUUCGCCAGAUGAAGCAGAAAGUGCAGAACCUUUACCAGGAGGUCUUCGGCCGCCUGCGGGAUGAGAACGGGCAGCCCUACUCGCCCAGCCAGUACGCGCUGCAGUACGGCACCGACGGCAGCGUGCUCCUCAUCCCGCGCGCCGCCGCCGAGCAGCCGGCGCGGCGCCAGGACCGCAAACAGAAGGACCGGAGGAAGUGAGGGGAUGGGCGCCGCGGGAGGAGCGGGACACUCGUUCAACCGGGAGAACUGGAGAAGGGCUGAGCCUGGAAGUACUUAGAGGAACUUUCAAUGCCUUCUUAUCCGAUCCUAUCUUCAAACCACGACCCACACCAACCCAACCCACACGAGCAAAGGGGACUGCUGCCGGCGGGAGACACUGCGGGACCUGCGGGCGGAGCGCUGGGGGCUGCCCGCCGCCGGAAUUCCACAGCUUUGGAAUCCUUUGAGCGCAGGACACGAGCUGGCAGCACUGGCGGUGGGCUUGGCAGAGGCGGAUAAACAAACUACUGUUAGGAACUGGCUUUAAAUAAGAGAAACAAAAAAGAGAUUUAAGCAAAUGAACUUAAACCAAGUGAUAGGAGAGACAUUUUCUGAACUUCCAAAGUUCUGUGAUUUCAGGUAGUUGGUUUAUUAUUAUUUUUCCCUAUUUUAUUUUCCCUUAUUUUUUUUUCUGGUUUUGGUUCUUUUCCUUGUUUUUCCUUUCCCUCAACCCCUUUUUGCCAUCGGUGUGUGUGACUCGAUCCGACUGAAUUCCAGAUUUACCCAGCAUCCCUUCCUAGAGCAGACCGGUGCACACAUGGCAACGCGCGUGCUGUGACUUCCAAUUAACCCUUGCCAGGCUUGAGGAAGCUCACAGGGAGAACCGGGUACGUGUGGAGGAGCUGUGGAGGGCUUUCGGGAAGGGGGGCACUGGAGAGGGGUAACAGAACCGCUGUGCUCCGGGUCCCCCCCCCAUCACCACACUCAGAGCAUGUCACUGCCGCCGCGCUGGUCCGGCACACGCAGCAGCCUGCAUGCAAACGCUGUCGUCUCCCAUCCGAGGGCCGGGAGCUG